AUGGGCCUGAAACUGCUGCUCGGUGCCAUUCGCCCAGCUAGCGUGGCUUUGGGCGACAUUCGAAUUGGGAGAAAUGUGAAAGCUGCUACGCGCUCAGCUCUCGAAACAUGCUCACGAUCUCAAGGACAGCGCAAACCGGGAGAUCGGGUCGUCGGAGUGAAAACCUACUACGAUCGUGAGGGCUUCUUGUCCCUUCCAUACCUGGUCUCCUACGAGAGCCCAAAUGAGCCUCCAAAUGCCGCGGAGACGGCGUCGAGUCUCGCCCGUCUGUUCCGAAAAAUAGCAAAGGGUGCUUGCGUCGCUUGCUCCUCGCUCGAACUCAAGCACAAUAAAGGAAUUCUUCGCUGCUGUCGGCGCUGCGCCGACAAAAUCGAGAGAUGGACAGGCGAGAAAAACCGAUGUCCCACGCAGUGCCCGGAUUCGGCCAAACUUGCGGAUCCCUCGGCUGAUCUUCUCGGGGGAUGCACGGAAUGUUUGGCCAGACGCCUACACAGUUUUGGUUUUGUGCUGCCGGCUCACAUUGCCGCCAUCCUCCACAUCUACCCAAAGAAGCGGCUGCUGGGAGGAGCCAUUUGUAAGCAUCAACGAUAUUCGUUAUUGCCGCUUUUU
Molecule: messenger RNA, 609 nt
Organism: Mesorhabditis spiculigera
Lineage: Eukaryota; Metazoa; Nematoda; Chromadorea; Rhabditida; Rhabditidae
Source: the annotation of a GenBank genome assembly